Messenger RNA from Westerdykella ornata, 1988 nucleotides. RefSeq lists its product as uncharacterized. NCBI's taxonomy places the organism in Eukaryota, Fungi, Ascomycota, Dothideomycetes, Pleosporales, Sporormiaceae. The transcript has 2 exons. Gene Ontology annotation, cellular component: membrane. Bases 172 to 1545 code for a protein of 457 amino acids. The record is from RefSeq and is a predicted model, not a curated record.
CAACAACAUCUAAACUUUCCAUCUCUUCCCUGUUCAUUCAUAAAGUGACAUUCGGAGUAGUACCAACGCCACCUACGCACUCGUGGCGUAAGAAGUGAUCUUCUCAACAUUGACUCGAAAUUCAAAAUCUACGAAGACAGGGACGUCCGACUGAUCCAUGAGUGAGUUCCUAUGGCCAAAUUCAAGAUUUCAAGUCUUCGCACUGUGCGACAAUGGCCUACGCUUACGAAGGACAACCGCGUUUCGUUCUUCAGCAACGACUGGAAGAGCUCACGUCCCAAAUUCGUUCGCCCGGUCAUAGGCGGAGGGGUCAUGUUCAUGCUGUUGUUCCUUGGGGCAUGCUCCUACUUCUACGGCACGCUUUAUCACUCCAACUAUCGGUACGAUAACUUCAGGGUCCUUGCUGUUGACUACGAUGGGGGCGUCAUCGGACGGUCUCUGCAGGCUGCAUACCAGCAACUCGAAGGGCCACACUUCUUCAAUCUUGAGUUCCGUUCACCAAGCGAGUAUCCUUCUGACGACAACGUGCUUCACGCCGUUUGGGAAGGGAAAUACUGGGCUGCGAUAUUCGCCACUGAAGGCGCCUCGGAACGAUUGGGAGCUGCCAUUCAGGGUGAUAAUGCCGACAGGUACAACCCGGCAGAAGCUCUGCAUUACAUCUGGAAUGGACAAUACUAUCCUGUAUUUUCGACCUCCGUGGUCAAAGCAAAUAUACAGACUCUAGUCGCCGCCACACGCAUCGCAUACAACCGAAUCAACGGGACUGGAGCGUCCGCGAUGCUCGAUCAGCGGAACCCGGCCGCCGUACAAGCACUGCUAAAUCCCAUAGCAGCAACAGAGAGAAACAUCAAAGAUGCCUCAUACAGCGCAGCGGUUUUAUAUGGGACAAUCGGUUCCGUCACGCCCGUUUUGUCCCAAUUUUUCUUCCUUCUCCUGCUCAACGGCAUGUUCCUGGAGUAUCAACUUUACACUCAGGUGACAGUGGGUUCAAGCCUGGUGGUCCGUCUCGGUGCAGGCAUUUUCUAUUCCCUCGGAUCCGCGCUCGUUCAAGCGGGCUACUGGUGGGCGUUCGGGGAAGACUGGGACGUCAAUGGAGCUCAAUUCAUCCUGACAUGGUUGGUCCUCUGGGUCCUCAUGAUGGACCACCAGCUCCUUCUGGAGACGGCGUUCCUGCUCGUGCCCCUGCCGGCUACGCCGUUCAUCAUGUUGAUAUGGAUGUUCAUGAACAUUCCGAGUACGUUGAGUCCGCUGGAGCUGCAAGCUGGAUUCUUCCAUUGGGCCAUGGCUAUUCCUGGAUAUAACGCAUAUGCUACGCUGGUUACCAUCUGGACCGGGGGAGCUCGCAAUCGACUAUAUCGGACGUUGCCUAUCUUGUUUGCAUGGCUUGUUGCAGGGCUUAUUGGGACUACUUUGGCACACUGGCGAGCGUGCCACUUGGCUUUCAAGCGGCAAAGGGUGGAUGUAUUAGAAAGGAGAGACGACAAGAGCGGGGAAGCCGGCCAGCCAGCAGAAGGAGUCAUGGUUUCCAAUCAGCCGGCUGUGUAGUAGAGAUCGAGGAUAUCGCAAUAUACCCUGGAACAGCCCAAUCAAUUCCUGCUCGACUGCAACAUCAUGCAUAUUUGGGAGCAAUACUGAGUUCGUUGAGGUAGCCCUCGCAAGACGGGGGUGCUGUCUGAAGAUGAGGUGAGGGCUACGUGAAGAAGCACUUGGUGGAAUAUAAGCAGCUCAGGUGUGGGGUGAGAUUUAUGGAUGAAUUCGCUAAGAACGCAGUUGGCAAGAUUCUGGGGAGAGAGUUGAGAAAUAGGGGAAAAGGCUAAAGAGGGCGCCAGUGCUAAGAGAUGGGCUACGUCAUGUUGAAGCGUCCAGUAUGAUUCACAUGCUACGUUAUGUCGCUUGAUGUGGUACGGCUCGCUUGUUGUACGGUCUUAUAUCUCCUCCGCAGAUAGACGAAUACUGAAUGAAGGACUUUGUGAAAGUCUACAUACGAG